This is a messenger RNA of Acipenser ruthenus (sterlet), 2612 nucleotides long. RefSeq names its product atrial natriuretic peptide receptor 3-like. The coding region runs from base 296 to 1834 and encodes 512 amino acids. The record is from RefSeq and is a predicted model, not a curated record. Gene Ontology annotation, molecular function: peptide hormone binding; natriuretic peptide receptor activity. Gene Ontology annotation, biological process: regulation of blood pressure; vasodilation. The transcript is spliced from 8 exons. Lineage: Eukaryota; Metazoa; Chordata; Actinopteri; Acipenseriformes; Acipenseridae. Gene Ontology annotation, cellular component: membrane.
CACCCCGUGUGGUAACGGGUUGAGCUGUUACCUUAUUUAAACAAGAGCAAUUACUAGGGAAACACAAGAAUUAGUAAGGAAAACAGAAGGGAUUUUUAGAUCAGGUUUGCAAGGUUUCUGAAGACAGUCCCAAAACUGGAUCCCUGCAUAGAUCACACAGCCAACUGUGCACGCUACCUCAAUAAACCUAAACAAACUUCUCACAAGUUUUAAAAAGACGACUUUGCUCACUGUUCUUAAUUUUUUACGCAGAAUAAAAAAAGGAAGGAAAAAAAAUACAUUCAAAGGUGCAAACAUGCCAUGCCUGGCGUUUUUGAGCUGCACGUGCGUGUGGUUGCUUGUGUUACCUGUAAAGGUAAGUGCACUCAGUAAUGAAGACAGUGACAUCGACGUGUUAGUCCUUUUGCCAGAGGAAAACUCGUACAUCUUCAGCAUCCCCAGGGUUCGACCAGCUAUAGACUACGCACUGAAGAGCAUCAACUCCAACGAGAGUCUUAAUUCAGGGUUCAAUUUCAAGGUCCACUAUAAUAACUCCAACUGCGGCAACCAAGCGCUCUUCAGCUUUGUGGAAAGGUCCUUCCUGAAGAAACCCGACGUGGUUCUGGGUCCGGUUUGUGAAUACGCUGCAGCCCAAGUGGUGCGGAUGGCGUCCUACUGGAACAUCCCCAUACUUUCUGCAGGUGCCUUGGCAUCCGGGUUUGGCACGAAGAAAGCCGAAUACACGCACCUGACUCGAGUUUCCCCGGCGUACUCGAAGAUGGGGGAAGCGUUCGGGGCGAUGUUUAAGCAUUUCUCGUGGAAGAGGGCUGUUCUCAUCUACCAGGAGGACAAAGAACGGAACUGCUUCUUCUCCAUCGAGGGGGUCUACGCUGUGCUGGAAGCAGAGGGGUACCACACAAUUACGCUUGCCUUUGAUUUGAGGCACCCCAUGGAGAUUGAAGAAAUCAUCAAGUCGAUCCAAGAGAGCGAUGGUAUAGUCGUCAUGUGUGCUGCCAGCAACGAUAUCCGGGACAUCAUGCUUGCAGCUCAUCGGCGCAGAAUGACCAAUGGGGAUUAUAUCUUCUUUAACAUCGAGCUCUUCAACAGUACGUCUUAUGGAAAUGGCUCUUGGAAGAGAGGGGACAAGUAUGACACGGAAGCCAAGCAGGCCUACGCUGCCCUCAAGACUGUGACUCUGCUGAGGUCGGUGAAGCCGGAGUUUGAGAGAUUCUCCAUGGAAGUGAACAGGUCCCUGCAGAAGCAGGGUGUCAGUGGAGAGGAUGACAGUGUCAACAUGUUUGUAGAAGGCUUCCAUGAUGCUCUGCUGCUCUAUGCUUUGGCGCUUCAUGAAGUGCUGAAGAACGGCUACAGCAAAAAGGAUGGAGACAAGAUUGUGCAACACAUGUGGAACAGGACAUUUGAAGGCAUUGCAGGCCAGGUGUCUAUAGAUGAGAAUGGUGAUCGAGACGGGGAUUUCUCGGUGAUCGCCAUAACGGACCCUGAAGCAGGUACACACAAGGUCGUUGCGAACUUCUACGGAAAAAAUCAAAGCUUUGAGGUGCAACCGAAUGUGAAGAUUGACAUGUUCAUUCAAAGACUUCCUCAUGAUGAGAACAGAGUCCAUGGAAACCGAGACACACCCCCUUGUAAAUCAUCAGGUGGGCUUGGGGAGUCAGCAGUCACUGGCAUCGUGGUAGGAGCUCUUCUAGGAACAGCCCUGCUACUGGCAUUCUACUUCUUCAGGAAGAACUACAGGAUAACCAUUGAGAGGAGAAUCCAGACAGAAGAGUGCGACAUCGGGAAGCAUCGCCAGCUGCGAGAAGACUCCAUCAGAUCCAACUUUUCAGCAGCAUAAAGAAGAGGACGAAAUGCUGUGAUUCCCCAGAAGCUUUUAGAGGGAUGUGACCAAAGACUUUGCAGGCUGUUCAAGCAGACAUUUUAUUUUCAUGUUAUUUAAGAAGUAGAGUUAUUUUUUAAAAUCUCAUUUUCUUUGACUUUCAGGAAACUCAGGAAAGUUGUAAUAAUUACACAGUGCCACUCCACGGCAUCUCUCUCUGUAGAAACAAGGAUGUAUUUUUACAGUAUUCUGUAAGGGUUUUCUUAGUGGCCAGUACUGAGUUCAGGGGUAGCGAUGGCUCUCUCACUGUAUUUCACCUUCCAUGUUCCCAGCCCUCAGCACAACAGCUAAUAUGUAUAGUUUAAUUCCAGUGGGUUUUGUUGCAACGCAAUGGACUAGGCUUCCUCACCCAUUUCCUGCUUUCGUUCUCCCUGAUGACCCAAAGUUUAAAUGGUAAUUCAUGGUAAACAGUUUAAGACAAGAAUGUAGCUUUUUGAUUAACUAUAUUAAGGAAGGAAUUGCGGAAAAAGACAACCACAGCUUUGACCUUGGCAUUGGUUUAUGCAUACAAGUGUUGUGCUGCAAGAUUAACUAACUGUGUGUAUAUAAUUCUAUAGAAUUUAGGAGGUGCUGUAAUACCACUGAAUUUGUAGAGAUCCAAGUACAUUUGGAAUCAUUUGGAGGAAAGACAACAAAUACUGCAUUUUGGUCAAUGCAUCCGAAACAAAGUUAAAAACGGUGACUAGGCUGUGGAUACAUUGGCACAUAAAUAUAUUAAAACAUCUGGACAAAGGAG